AUGAGUGAAGCUAAUGUGCCUAACAAGACAUCGUAUGCGAUUGGAAUUGAUCUUGGAACGACUUUUUCGUGUGUGGGAUCAAUGUUCAAUGGGAAUAUUGAGAUAAUUACGAAUGCAGAUGGAGAGAGGACGACACCAUCUGUAGUGUGUUUUGAUGAUAACAACAAUGUAGUAGUUGGAACAGCAGCGAAGAACAUGUUUGGAAGCGAUCCAUCUUCUGUUGUUUUUGAUGCGAAGAGAAUGAUUGGACGAUCUUAUGAUGAUCCGAAGAUCAAGGAAUCAUUGAAGAGAUGGCCAUUCAAGGUGGUGAAGUAUGACCACCAGACAAGGAAGGAGGAUCAGAAUAUUAACAGCAAUGACAACAUAGCAAUCAAGGUGACAAAGAAUGGAGUUGACCAUUACUAUGCACCGAUUGAGAUCAGUGCAAGAGUGUUGACAUAUCUGAAGAAGGCAGCAGAGGCUAAGCUUGGUGUGACUGUUGAUUCAGCAGUUGUGACGGUUCCUGCAUACUUUGAUGAGCCACAGAAGAAGAGUACGAAGGUUGCAGCAACAAUAGCAGGAUUUAAUCCGGAUAGGGUCAGACUGCUUGCAGAGCCUACGGCAGCAGCACUCGCAUAUGGACAUGUGCAGACACAAACCAAUUCAAAUUAUGCCAUAAAAGAGGAUGUGCUUGUGUUUGAUCUUGGAGGAGGUACGUUUGACGUGUCCGUGCUUGACUUUGAGUUUAACUCUACGGAAGGAUCACUUGGAAUAGCAAGAGCUACUGAUGGAGACACAUUCCUUGGAGGACAGGAUUUUGACAAUCUUCUGAUUAACUACUGCAUUGCAGAGUUUUUGAAGAAGAAUACAAGUGUGAAGGAGAAUGAUUUGAAGGAGAACUCGAUACUGAGACUGAGAGCUGAAUGCACGAGAGUGAAGGCAAUACUGAGUUCGUCUACCAGCAGUUCGAUCUAUGUUCCAUGCUUCCAUGCUACAGACGAUCUGAAUGUUCCAAUUACAAGAGCCAGGUUUGAGAUGCUGUGUGAUCACUUAUUCAAGAGAUGUAUGGAGAGAGUAAAGGGAUGCCUGCUUCUAUAUAAAGAGGCGCCAGGUGUUGAAUACUCAGCAGAUGGAAGUAAACUAUUGUUGAACCCGAAUCUCGAGAGAAUGCUUGAGGAGGCAAAGAAUAGUAUCCGAAAGGUGAUUCUUGUUGGAGGGUCUUCAAGGAUACCUAAGAUCAAGAGUUUGCUAGCGGAUUACUUUGGAGCAAGUAAGGUGAUUGAGCCAGUUAAUGCAGAUGAAGCAGUUGCUUAUGGAGCAGCAUAUCAGGCAGCCGCAAUAUACUCUGAUGCACUUGCAGGAGGGACAAGCUUACUCUUGAUUGACUGCAUUCCACUUAAUCUGUCUAUUGAGACGGCAGGAGGAGUAGCUACGACGCUGAUAGACAAGAACAGUAGCAUUCCCAUAAUGAAGACAGAGACGUUUACGACGUACCAGAAUAACCAGACGGCGGUUACAAUCAAUGUUUAUGAGGGAAACCGAUCUAUGUGCUCAGACAACAAGCAGAUAGGAUCGUUUAAUCUUGAUGGGAUUAUUCCUGCACCUGCUGGUGUGCCAAAGAUUGAAGUGACUUUUGAGGUUGAUAAUAAUGGCGUGCUUACAGUCACGGCAAAGGAUACACAGACAGGUAAGUCUGGUAAAUUACAAGUUGCAAAUACACAGAGUAGGUUGAGUGAAGAAGAGAUCAAGAGAAUGACAGAGAGUGCAAAGGAGCACGAGAAAAUUGAUGCUGAGAUCAAGGAGAAAAUAGGAAAGAAGAAUACGUUUGAGCAAACAUUACACUCUGUAAGUGGAGCUAUUGAGAAUGCCAACAUUCCUCAAGAGCAGAAGGACAAUAUCAUGAAUACGGUCCGUGAUAAUGAGGCAUGGCUUGCGCAGAUAAACGGAAUGGACUUCUCUUUGGAAGAGCUUGAGAAUAGAUCUAAUGAACUGCGAAGUAUAAUGAGUGAGUACAUGAAGGGCUCUGGUAUGGAAGGCAUGGGUCAAGCAGCCGGAGGAUAA
Molecule: messenger RNA, 2040 nt
Organism: Ordospora colligata OC4
Lineage: Eukaryota; Fungi; Microsporidia; Ordosporidae
Product: heat shock protein 70
Exons: 1
Coding region: 1-2040 (679 amino acids)
Biological process (GO): cellular response to unfolded protein; protein refolding
Cellular component (GO): cytoplasm
Molecular function (GO): misfolded protein binding; ATP hydrolysis activity; ATP-dependent protein folding chaperone
Source: RefSeq, a predicted model, not a curated record